Molecule: messenger RNA, 2489 nt
Organism: Seriola aureovittata
Lineage: Eukaryota; Metazoa; Chordata; Actinopteri; Carangiformes; Carangidae
Gene: igf3
Product: insulin-like growth factor 3
Exons: 4
Coding region: 1-705 (234 amino acids)
Cellular component (GO): extracellular region
Molecular function (GO): hormone activity
Source: RefSeq, a predicted model, not a curated record
AUGAGACUGAAACAGUGUGAGGGGCGAAGGGAGGAAACCUCGGUGCUGUGGUCCUCCCUCCUGCUGCCUCAGUAUAAGACUGCAGUUCUGCUGAAGUCAGUCCACACAGACAGGAUGCACUCGACCUCCUCCUCAUGCCGCUCCACUGCCAGACCACAGGUGUUGUGCGUUCAGAUGUGUAUGUUCUACUGUGCCAUGUGCCUGGCCGGCUGGCCGCUUCCCUCGGAGGCAGCCAGACUCCGCUGCGGCUCUGAUCUCCUCAGUGACCUCAUAUUUGUGUGUGGGGAUCGUGGAAUCUAUUUAGGUAAAGGUACGUGGUCUGGUUAUGGUGCUCGGCCCAGAGGGAAGGGGAUAGUGGAUCAGUGUUGCCGGCCAGCCGGCUGUGAACUUCAGCAUCUGGAGAUGUACUGUGCCAAACCAAAGAUCCAGCAGCACAUCACAGCUUACCCAGCCACAACAACAGCAGCACACACUACUACACAGCUGGACGUGGAACAACAGUUCCAAGCAGUAUUUCACAAGAGACUUGUAGAGCACCUGGGAACUCCCAACAGUCCAAAGAGGGACGCAUCUAGAAGGAAAACACAGCCUUCAGGCCAACGGAAACGCAAAUCAUCAAACAGGAGGAAUAACAUAGUGAACACAUCCAGCAGGCCUCCCGCAGCCUCUGAGAGUCCCCUUCCAAGAAAGAGACUUGAGUCUUGACCUCUGAUCUCAUGAAGAGCUGCAUAUUUAUAGUUACUGGAUUGGACCCAGCAAGUUGGAAAGUCUGAUUCUGACUGUUAAGAAAUUCUCUGGAUAACAGUGGCGGAAAAUCACUCCAGAGCACCAGAUUAUGAACAGAUUUGGAGCUGUCAUGUGAAGUAAUACACCCACUGGCAGCCAUAUUGGAUCGCCUCAGCUCCAGGAAAAAAUUCAACUGCUCUCCCUUAUCCAUGAAAUCCAUCCACACUCUUUUAGCUUUAAAGGUCCCAUAUUUUACACUUUUCUGGUGUAAUUUUAAGUUUUGAUAUCCAUAAGAAGAUAUAUGUUUGGUUUUCAGUACCUGUUUCAAUUGGUUUUUUUCAUGCUUCUGUUUGGAGCUCAAGCAAGAACAGUUUUGGUUUUCUUCUGAGUGGCUGACUGUUUUCUGAGUGAUGCACAGCCAGGCCAACCACAGGUAUGGUGGGUCCAGGUGGGCGUGGCUUGGGGCAUUGGUGAGUGUGGUGACUGCUUUGUUGUGACAUCACAAAGUUGCAGAAGUCCUAAUGGCUUGUUUUAAGGCUCAGUUUCUGAAAACAGGCUGUGUGCAUUCUCUGUGAACUGAGCACUUUGAUACUUUGACAGUAUUAAUAUAAAACCUAGACCUGCUUUAUAAUCAAACAACACAUGUACAUCACUUUAUACAAUAUGGGACCUUUAAAUGUGUAUAUUACAAAUCACUUCUAAUAGCUCUUUACUUGACUGGCCUGCAUCUAUCAACCUGGUAAUGUUUAUCCCACGAUGGUCUUGGGCUCAUGGGAAACGGUGUUUGUUACAAGCUGUGAGCUAAACAAAAAACAAUGCAUUUUUAACCAUCCCCGUCUAGACAAAUGGAGUGUGCCACUAUUGGUUUUCAUUAAUUUCCUAUAUUAGAAAUUACAAUUUGAAUGUGUACAAAGAUUUCCUGGUUGUUCUGGUUUCUCGUUAUUUAUCAGGCCUUUUCCACUGCAGUAACUUACAGCCCUGAGGCUUCCAGUCAUUUCAGUCCCUAGUGAGGAUUUGGCAUGACGUUCAUCAUGUGUUUCCAGUUUAUUUAAAACAGUAGUAAUUUAUUUGAAAAAAAUGUUAACACAUUAUCAUGUCUGUGUCAUGAAUGUGUUAGCAACCAGUGACUUAUUUAGAUAUUUAGCAAACAUGUAGCAUUCAUUUGGAGUUGUAUUCCCUCUCCUUUAGCUCUGUUUUUGGUCUCCACCACCUCCGAAGAAAAAUAUCAGACUCUUCAGCUGCUAAAUGAACCACUAUGUUCACCAGCUGGUCUCUAACUGUGUAUGUCUGCUGUUUGCUGCUGGACAGGGACCUGACAGUGGCAUGUUAUGUUAGGUUCCUUCAUUUUGGUUCUAUUUUUGACAAAGAGCUAGCCAAUCAUGAUGUCACUGAGAUGCUAGCUUGUUAGCCACUGUAGCUAAUGAUAUUUUCUCAUUAGUCUGUUUUACUUUAUUUUUCACUUUUUAAUUUUUUGUUUUUCUUUAUAGCACUUUGACUAAAUGACAGUAGCUGUACCCUGAGUUUUGGAUACAGACAUUAGGGCAGAAUGUACUGAAGACGUUUGUGGACUUAUUGAAUGGUUCUGACUGAGCUUAUUUCUAUUUGUGUUGUAAUGAUUUUUUUUUAUGUUUCCUCUGUCUGAGAUUAUCUAGCAUGUUGUUUAUUGUUUUAAAUUUUGUGUAUGAACAUGUUUAAUGUAAAAGACUUUGAAUACAUUCAUUAUUUAUUUCACUAUGACUGUAAUAAAUAUCAAAACAACUGUG